Messenger RNA from Salvia splendens (bonfire salvia), 1548 nucleotides. RefSeq lists its product as uncharacterized. The transcript is spliced from 4 exons. NCBI's taxonomy places the organism in Eukaryota, Viridiplantae, Streptophyta, Magnoliopsida, Lamiales, Lamiaceae. The record is from RefSeq and is a predicted model, not a curated record. Bases 146 to 1000 code for a protein of 284 amino acids.
AAUUGCUCAAAACUCAGCUAAAUAAUCACAGCAACCCUCAGCUCUUAAAUUACAGUCGACCAUAGCAGCACACACUAUGCAACAAGGGUGAGGUCAGAAUCUACUCAGACGGCAAUCUUCCCUUCGUCGUCAACACAGAGUUGUUAUGUCGUCAAAUCGUACUGCAACUGAUAGCAAUGGGUGUCCUCAAGCUGGUUGGAAUGGACUAGCUCGAAACAAGUUCCGCAAGGGUGAUCGUACCCGGCGUAUGUGGGUAGUAAGAGAGGAAGAAAUAUUGGUCUCAUCGUUGCUAGAGUUGGUGGCGAGGGGCUGGAAAUCAGACAAUGGGUUCCGUGCUGGAUACCAACAGAAGGUUGAAGAUGAUAUCCGGAAAGAAUUUCCAAAUUCCGACAUCAAGGGAAACCCGCACAUUUCAUCCAAAAUAACGGCUUGGAAAAAAAACUAUAACAGUCUUCGCGACAUACUCAGCCGUAGUGGCGUAGGUUUCAAUGUGAACAGCGACUAUAAGAUAGAUAUUGAUGACGAUCAGUGGGCGCAAGUUGUGGCGGCUGACAAAGAUGCAAAAUUCAUGCGAUACAAAUCGUGGCCGUACUGGGAGGCUUGGCAAUGCAUCUUUGGCAAAGACCGUGCUAAGGGAUCGGGCUCGGAGAAUAUAGACGUGGCAGCUACUAGUCAGCGUGCCCAAAUGGCAAGUGCUAGCCAAACUAACGAGAAUGACUACCACCCCACAUUUGAGGAUUUCCUAGGUGAUGAGAUACCUCCAAAUUCGUCAGGUACUGCUGAUAAACAGAAUAGCAGUGAAGCACAGUCCGGGCAGCAGCAAGCCGUAUCAACGACCAAAUCUGGCGGGCAGAAACGAAAACAGCCGUCAUCUGACGACGCACUCAUGGAGUUCCUUGGGAAUUUGCAUGCCCAGACCAAUUCACGCUUGGAAACCAUCUCUUCUAGGAUCGGAUAUGAGUUCGAUAUGGGAAAGGCUCGUCAAGAGGUAUUCGACUAGCUGGGAAGUGUCGAUGGUCUUACACUUAAACAGAGGUACUACUUGUGUAACAUUCUCAGUGACAAGCCCCAGCGGAUGGAGGUUUUCAUGGGGAUGCCCAUGAAUGCUAAGUUGGGGUAUCUGCUACUUCUCCUUGAUGAAGAACGUCCUAGCGUCUAAGUUGCUGUCUGUCGAGUGCAAGUAUGGUUCUCUAUCUUUUGGUUGUAUAUAAUCUAGUUGCAUAUAAGUACUACUAUUUUGUGAUUUUCCUUCAGCUUGCAAUGCAGAUGUGCAUGUCCCAAGGAGUUGUUGGUUUAGGUGCAGUGUGGUGUACGUUCUGCACUUGUCCAACAACUCCGCUUUUGUAUGAACUGAAAUCAUCUUAGUGUGAACUCAGUUAUAAUGUUAUGUCAUGCUUGUAAACUCUUUGCUUCCCGGAUGUUGUAUUAGAAAACCUUAUCAAUGGAUGGGGCACCUUUGUCUUUGUAAUGCCUCUUAAAUGGUUUGAAGAUGCUAUUGUUUAUAAGAAAACCAAUCACAUCACAAGAAAGGUUGGAUUUUUGGUAUUA